UGAGAUAACAGGCUUUGGACCGUGCUAUCUUGAGUGUUACAUUGUGGAGUUGUUUUCCCACAAUCUUUAAGUCUUUUUCAAACUAUUUUGUGAAUGAAUUAAAUUAGUGAAAUAUGAAUAAAUGGUCUCUUUUGGAUUGCUUACCCAGAUUAGAGAAUGUUGACUUUAAAAGGUCACAAAAUUGAAUUUUGCCUGUUGGACCGGUAUUUCCACUUGGGAGGCUAGUCCUGGCUGACCUCCACAGUUCCAUCCAUCCACUCACACACAGUCAUGAUAAGAGCGUGAAGUGUGAGCUAAAUAGGGAUGAGGCCUGGGCAAGGUCAUUUCUGCCAGAACACCAGAGACUCCAAGAGCUCAAGGGUGCUAUAGUACAGAGGAAGGGGGUGUCCUCGUGAAUUAAAAAAAAGAAAAGAAAAAAGAAAGAGAGAAAAGAAGAAAAAAAACCCUCUAUACACAGAGUAAAAAUGAGGGUCCUUGUAUUUGAGGAUGUAAAAGAUGAGGCAGAAGAGGGAAAAACAGAGGAAGAGGAAGAUGAAGACGACACGGUGUUCUUCAAGCCUGUUAUUGAAGACCUAAGGAUGGAAUUGGCCAGAAAAUGCACCAAGCUCAUUAGUGAUAUUCAUUAUAAAGAAGAGUAUAAAAAGUCUAAGGACAAGUGUACAUUUGUGGCUGACACUCCCAUGCUAAACCAUGUAAAAAACAUUGGUGCUUUUAUUUCUGAGGCAAAAUACAAAGGCACCAUUAAGGCAAACCUCUCCAAUUCUCUUUAUAAGCAGAUGCCAGCCACAAUCGAUAGUGUCUUUGCAAGAGAAGUUACGCAUCUUCAGAGUGAGGUUGCCUAUAAGCAGAAAUACGAUGCUGCUAGAGGAUUCUCAGAUUAUGCCCAUCUGAAGGAGCCACCUGACAUCAGACAUGCCAUGGAGGUCAAUAAACACCAGAGUAACAUUUCUUAUAGAAAAGAUGUGCAGGACGCCCACACGUAUAGUGCAGAUCUCAACAGACCAGACAUCAAGAUGGCAACACAGCUCUCCAAGCUCAUAAGCAAUGCAGAGUACAAGAAAGGGCAAGGAGUAAUGAAUAAAGAGCCUGCUGUACUUGGAAGACCAGAUUUCGAACACGCUGUGGAAGCUUCUAAACUUUCUAGUCAAAUUAAAUACAAAGAAAAAUUUGAUAAUGAAAUGAAGGAUAAGAAACAUCAUUACAAUCCUCUGGAAAGUGCUUCUUUUAGGCAAAGUCAGCUUGCCACCACACUGGUGAGCGAUGUGAAGUACAAGAAAGACAUUCAAAGUAUGCACGAGCCAGUCUCAGAUCUCCCAAACCUGUUUUUAGAGCAUGCUUUGAAAACCAGCAAAAUGCUCAGCGGACAUGAGUAUAGAAAGCUUUUUGAGGAAAACAAAGGAAUGUAUCAUUUUGAUGCGGAUGCUGCUGAACACCUGCACCAUAAAGGCAAUGCCAUGCUCCAGAGCCAGGUUAAAUACAAAGAAGAGUAUGAGAAAAAUAAGGGGAAAUCAAUGCUUGAAUUUGUUGAGACACCCUCAUAUCAAGCUUCAAAGGAGGCUCAGAAGAUGCGGAGUGAGAAAGUUUACAGAGAGGACUUUGAGAAGGAGAUUAAAGGAAGGUCUUCACUGGAUUUAGACAAGACUCCAGAAUUUUUACAUGUAAAGUACAUCACCAACCUUCUGAAAGAGAAGGAAUAUAAGAAAGAUCUGGAAAAUGAAAUAAGAGGCAAAGGAAUGGAACUUAACCCAGACGUUCUUGAUAUUCAAAGAGCAAAACGUGCAUCUGAAAUGGCUAGUGAGAAAGAAUAUAAGAAAGACCUGGAGUCAAAAAUUAAAGGGAAGGGAAUGCAAGUUGGCACUGACACCCUUCAAAUACAACAUGCCAAAAAAGCUGCAGAGAUAGCUAGUGAGAAAGACUAUAAGAGAGAUCUGGAGACUGAAAUAAGAGGGAAGGGCAUGCAGGUGGGCCCAGACACUCCUGAUAUCCAGAGAGCCAAGAAAGCAUCGGAAAUGGCCAGCCAGAAAGAAUAUAAGAAAGAUCUGGAAAAUGAAAUUAAGGGGAAAGGAAUGCAAGUGAGCAUGGAUAUCCUGGACAUACUACGAGCCAAGAGAGCAUCAGAAAUCUACAGCCAGAAAAAGUAUAAAGACGAAGCAGAGAAGAUGCUUUCUAACUAUAGUUCUGUGUUAGACACUCCUGAAAUUCAGAGAAUCAAGAUAACUCAACAAAACAUUAGUGCGGUAAAAUACAAAGAAGAGAUGCAUCAGGCCACGGCCAUUUCCGAUCCUCCGGAGCUAAAGAGAGCUAAAGAAAACCAGAAGAACAUCAGCAAUCUCCAGUACAAACAGCAAUGCCCCAAGGCCACGCCGGUGAGCGUCACGCCAGAGAUGGAGAGGGUGAGGAGAAACCAGGAGGAGCUGAGUACGGUGAAAUACAAAGGAGAAACUAAACAGGCAACGGCCAUUUCUGAUCCACCAGAGCUGAAGAGAGUUAAAGAAAAUCAGAAGAACAUCAGCAAUGUUCAUUAUAAAGGUCAACUGGGAAGAUCUACAGCUUUAAGCGUAACUCCUGAAAUGGAAAGAGUGAGGAAGAACCAAGAAAAUAUCAGUUCGGUAAAAUAUACCCAGGACCAUAAACAGAUGAAAGGUAGACCAAGUCUGAUUUUAGAUACACCUGGUCUGAGAUAUGUCAAAGAAGCACAAAAUCAUAUUUCAAUGGUAAAGUAUCAUGAAGACUUUGAAAAGACAAAGGGAAGGGGCUUUACUCCUGUUGUAGAUGACCCUGUGACGGAGCGAGUAAGGAAGAACACCCAAGUGGUCAGCGAUGCGGCCUACAAAGGUGUCCAUCCUCACAUCGUGGAGAUGGACAGGAGACCUGGGAUCAUUGUCGACCUCAAAGUUUGGCGUACAGAUCCUGGCUCCAUCUUCGACCUUGAUCCCCUGGAAGACAAUAUUCAGUCUAGAAGUCUCCAUAUGCUCUCUGAAAAGGCGAAUCACUACAGGAGACUCUGUUCUCGGUCUCACUCGAGCAGUACUUUUGGUACAGGUCUGGGAGAUGACAAGUCAGAAAUUUCUGAGAUUUACCCUAGCUUUUCAUGCUGCAGCGAGGUAACCAGACCGUCGGAUGAAGGAGCGCCUGUUCUUCCUGGAGCCUACCAACAAAGCCAUUCCCAAGGCUAUGGGUACAUGCACCAGACCAGCCUCUCAUCCAUGAGGUCAAUGCAGCACUCACCAAAUCUAAGGACCUACCGAGCCAUGUAUGAUUACAGUGCCCAGGACGAAGAUGAGGUCUCCUUCAGGGAUGGCGACUACAUCGUCAAUGUACAGCCCAUCGACGACGGCUGGAUGUAUGGCACAGUGCAGAGAACUGGGAAAACAGGGAUGCUCCCAGCCAAUUACAUUGAGUUUGUUAAUUAAUUCUCUCUCCUUGUCUUUGAGCUUUAUUCUAAUGUAUACUAAACCCAAUCUUUUUAAAAGAUAGAAGAUACUUUUAAGACAACUUGGCAGUUAUUUUACAAUAAUCUAUCUUUACUUUGACAAUGAGACACAUAGGUACCAGGAAAAAGGACUGACUUCUGGGCUCAGAACAGCAGCAUUUUCAGUAAUUCCUGUACACAAAACCUUAAGGUCUGGAGGCCCGGUGCUGCUAAUUGGGUUAAUGGUUUCCUUUGAUUGGCUAUCGAACACUUCUGGGAAAUGUAUUUUUGUAGACUUUAAUAGAGAUGUUGAUUGUCCCUUACACGUAACAAGUCUAUGAAACUUAUUAGCUGUCACUUUGGAAUCACCAGAAGCCAAUUCUUGUAAUUCAGUAACACAGCCAAUAAUUUAAAAACCAUUUAGCUUUUGAGUCAUUAGGGAAUUUCCAAUUCAAGUGAAAAUUGCCUAAUGUAAUAAACAUCAGGAGUGGCAGAACGGCGGUUUGGUUAAAAUUAUAUUGACUGGUGGCCUUCGGGACCUAGAAACUUCUCCCAAACAAAGACAUUUCCUUGUUCCCUAGGCUGACUUGGGUCUCUUUGUUUCUCAUUUGUACCAAGGCGUAUUCUACUCUUCAUUUACAUUCUGUGGGCCCAAGUCUAUGCUUGACUCCAUAGAAUGUCAGGACCAAAUAACGUCACAGCUACUCUGCAAAGGGCAAAGUUGAAGGUCAUCUCUAUUAUUUCCCUAAGGGCUUUGACCCUGUUGCAUGUCACGUAGGUUCAAGCUUCUGUAACAUAGGCAGCUGCACUGCCCAUCCCCAUUAUUAAAGCAACAAGUGCGGCUGAUAACCUACCAGCCCUCCCGUCUAGUAGCCUGCCCAUUAGAAAAACAUGUUUUUGAAAAGUUGCUUGAGAUUCUCCUGCUGCCUUGCACUCUAGUUUCGAAGGAUUUACACCUUUAGGAAAUAGACGCCUACUCUAGCAAGUAAGUGAUUUAGGUGUUUACUGAGCAGCUUUCUUUAACAUAAUGCCGCUGUCGAUUUAAAA
Molecule: messenger RNA, 4459 nt
Organism: Lontra canadensis (Northern American river otter)
Lineage: Eukaryota; Metazoa; Chordata; Mammalia; Carnivora; Mustelidae
Gene: NEBL
Product: nebulette
Exons: 27
Coding region: 465-3413 (982 amino acids)
Biological process (GO): cardiac muscle thin filament assembly
Cellular component (GO): focal adhesion; Z disc
Molecular function (GO): actin filament binding
Source: RefSeq, a predicted model, not a curated record